Messenger RNA from Paramuricea clavata, 522 nucleotides. NCBI's taxonomy places the organism in Eukaryota, Metazoa, Cnidaria, Anthozoa, Malacalcyonacea, Plexauridae. The record is from the annotation of a GenBank genome assembly.
AUGGAAGGCGAUGACAAGGUGAGGGACCACUGUCAUUUCACAAGUAAGUACCGCGGAGCCGCCCACAACAAGUGCAACCUCAAUCACAGACUCUCGUGGAAAAUCCCGGUGGUAUUCCACAAUCUGAGAGGAUACGACUCUCAUCUGAGAAUGCAGAAGAUAGGAAACUUCGGCCUUGAAGUCAAUGUGAUACCGAAUAACAUGGAAAAGUAUAUAUCCUUCUCAUUUGGACAAAACUUAGUCUUCAUCGACUCGAUACAAUUCAUGACUUCUUCACUUGAGUCACUGGCCAGCUUCCUACCAAAGGAAGAAUUCCACCUUGUAGGCAAGCGGUGGCAUGGUGAAGACUUCGAUCUUGUAACACAGAAGGGAAUAUUUCCUUAUGAGGUUAUGGACAGUCUAAAGAAACUAGACACCGGAAAGCGCAGGAUAAGAACGACUUCUACUCCACACUUUACGAGUCUGAGGUAUCGAAUGAGGACUACGAAAGAGCACAGAGAGUGUGGAAACACUUCGGAAUGA